UUCACUUUGUUUUAUGACUUCAGCUGGACAAUGCUCUGGCUGUUUAUUCUUACUGUUGCCCUGUUGACUUCAGGUCAACAGGUCACUGGACCAGACCAGGAUGUCGGGGAGGAGGAGGGUCACAAGGUCACGUAUCAAUGUCACACAAGAACCAAGAGGAACCUGGAGAGUGACACCCUGGACUCUAGAGGUCCACAGGCCACUGAACGGGUCCAGAACUCCAGCGAAGUUCAAAAUAUUACCAUCCGAUGCGACACAAGAACCGGGAUGAACCUAGAGUUUGUGAACAUCAGGAGAUAUAAUUCAAUCUCCACAAAGUAUGAAGAUGUCGCCAUUUGGGACAACAAUUAUUUGGAUACGGAGGGAAUCAGUGUGUGUAUCAGCCUGGAUGGCCUGAGAUCUGGUGUGGUGAAACUAAUCAUCACCUCAGCUUCUGCAUCUGACUUCGGACUGUACAGAAUCUACAUUUUGCUACAAAACGAGUUGGUGCAUUGGGUUGAUUUCAACGUGACUGAAUAUGGACUGACAGAUUUGACCGAGAACAUUCCCAGCUCCAUCAGUCCUCUGAGCGGCACCGUCAGUCCUCUGAGCGGCACCGUCCGUCCUCUGAACGGCACCGUCCGUCCUCCUGCUCCUGAUGGAACACAACCGGGGAUGAUCUUCACCAUUGGCUGUUCUUGUGUCGGUGUCGCCAUCUUUGUCUUCAUCAUCAUCUUCAUCGGAGUUAAAUAUAAAGAAAAGAUCACAGGGUGUCUGAAGAGGAGGAACCAGCGAGGGGACGACGUGGAAAUGGGUCCUGAGAGGGAACGUCUGAGUCGUCCAGGAGACGAGCCGUCCUCCUCUGGUGCUGAAGCCCAGCAGCUCCUGGAUCAGGGUCCACAGGUGAAGGACAGCAGCAGCUGAACGGCUCAGGGUUGUUCAAAAGGGAAAGGAGGAUUCAGAAAUGAGAUUAGAUCAUGUAACCAAAUCCAAUCAGAGGAUUUCAAGGUGGAUUUCAGGAGGAAAAUGAAGCAAAACUUUAAAAAUGGUCAAAAAACUCAACUUGUAGCUGUUAGUGUUCAUGCUUUUAUUUGUAUUUUGCUCCUGAUUUGUUCAACUGUUCCAGUCAUGCAGUAGAUAAAGUAGACACAGGCUGCCGUGAAGCCUUUCAGUAGAGUAAAAACAAAAUAAAAAAAUAAAAUAAACAGUUUGAGGAAGGGUAAAAGACAGACGUGGCUGUGGACAUGACUGCAGCAGAGAACUCUGACACUCUGCGGGGUUCCAGGUGUUGUUGGGGAUGGAGAGCAGUGUUUCACCAGCAUCGAGCCUGUCUUCCCUUCUUGGAGUCUUCUUUAAUAGAUUUCAGGCCUCUGAACCGUCUUAAAGGGAUACUUCAACAUUCUGGCAAAUUGGCCCAUUCAACGCUAUUCCUUAGUCAUUUUGAACAGCAUACUUACUUUUUU
Molecule: messenger RNA, 1442 nt
Organism: Salarias fasciatus (jewelled blenny)
Lineage: Eukaryota; Metazoa; Chordata; Actinopteri; Blenniiformes; Blenniidae
Exons: 6
Coding region: 31-903 (290 amino acids)
Source: RefSeq, a predicted model, not a curated record